This is a messenger RNA of Oppiella nova, 881 nucleotides long. The record is from the annotation of a GenBank genome assembly. NCBI's taxonomy places the organism in Eukaryota, Metazoa, Arthropoda, Arachnida, Sarcoptiformes, Oppiidae.
UUGGUUUGCAUUUCGUCAACAAAUCGAUUGAUUGAGUGUUUGUUUGUUUGCGGAAAUGCCUAAAAAGUUGGGCACAAACACCAAAUCCGUUGAAGCGAAAGCCCGAAAGGAUGCCGUAAAACAGGCGAAGAUUGAGUCCGCGGAGAGACUCAAAGAGGACGCGCUCUGGAAGGACGACGACAAGCAUGUGGUCCGCAAACAGAGCCGGAAGGAGGACAAGGAGAAGAAGAAGCAGGAAGUGAUGGACAGGAAGGCUGAGAACAGAGCCGCUUAUGAACAGGAGAUGAGUUCACUGAAGAGCAAGAAGGCGGCUGAAGAGAAGGCCGCGAAAGUGAGUCGCUUUCAGAUCAACGAAACCAUUGAACGCCAGAAUCAGAGCAAACAGAAGGACACCAACAAAGUGGAGACAAUGGAAGAGCUGCCGAUCGAAGAGAAUGUGAACCGAUUAGUAGCCGAAGACAACGGCGCCAGAAGUGUUGAGGACGCCAUCGCUCUACUCAGUACAAACGAACCGGAAGUGGACAGACAUCCGGAGAAGCGACUGAAGGCGGCCUACACUGCAUUUGAAGCGCAAAAUUUGGACCGAAUUAAGAGCGAAAACCCGAACCUAAGACUCUCUCAACUGAAACAGAUUCUCAAAAAAGAUUGGAUGAAAUCGCCGGAUAAUCCUCUAAACCAGAGAAUUGCAAACUAUAACACCAAGAAUUGAAUGCAUAUCACAUGUAUUGAUGACUUUGUGGAUACGGUAUAUCUGACAGCGACUGAAAUGAAAUGGUAUUCAAUAUUCAGAUGGAGUUUCACAUGAAUUCCAAUUAAUAUAUUUUUUAUUUAAACAGAGAAAAUAUAAACAAAUAUUACCGUAAAUAUCUGUAAUUAAAGGG